AGAGCUCUCGCCGCUGUAUGCGCUGCAAGAGCUGCUAUAAAUUCAUCUAGUCAUCGUCUUAACACCAGCAUUGCAAAGGCACAGCAUCGUCUAACACCAGCAUUGCAAAGGCACAGCAUGGCUGCUGCGCCAGCAGCACCGCUACCUCCCAGCAUGGCUGCACCACAACCCGCAGCCGUCUCCGUAGUGCUGCCGGUCUAUAACGCAAUGCCCUACCUCACGGUAGCCAUACGAGACAUUUUACGUCAGGAAGUCGAGGGUGGCCUCGAGUUGAUCUGUGCGUGGGACGGCGGCGACGUGGAUGCGUGGGAGUUUCUGGUCGAGGUCGCGCAGCGGUGCGGCCGCGUCGAGGUCGUCGACGCGCCGGCGCCGCCGACGUCCUCAAAACCGAGCGCAACAAGUGACGUCCCGGCCUGGGCGCCGUCCCAGAACCCGGCCCGCAGCGCGGCACCGCGCCACGACGAAGACGCGGACCACCCGGCUGUUGAAAAGUCGCCGUGCGAACCGCUGAGUGCGGACGCCGUCGCCGCGGCGCGUCAAGCGAAUAACACGCUGCGCGCCGUGAAAUACCGGGACGGUCUCAACAGAGGCCAGGGCGCGGCCAUGUCGCUCGCGCUGGCGCGGUCGACGGCGCCGCUGAUCGCUCAGAUGGAGGCCGACGAUAGAAGACCCAACCCAAGGGCCUUCGCCCUCAUGGUCGACGCGCUGCGAGCCAACGGGUGGGACGGCUGCUGCUCCGACGCGCGGCCGUUCGGGGCGACGGGCCGGAUGAGAGCCUACUGCGACUGGCAGAAUAGUUUGACGCGGCCGGCGGAGCUCGCGUCCAAUCGGUUCGUGGAGAUCCCCGCGCUCCACCAGACGGGCGUGUUCACGCGGGCGGCCGUCGACGCCGUGCUGAACGCGACGGGGGGCUGCUACCGCGACGGCCCGGCGCCGCCCUUUGCGCAGGACGGCGCCGUCGGAUCUACGUUGGACGUGCCCGUGGACCUCUGGUGGUGGCUCGAGUUCUUCGCCCGGGGCCUCACGUGCGGCCGCGUGCGGUCGCCGCCUGUGUGGAAAUCAGCCAGUGCGGUCGCGUCGAUGGCGUGGGGCUACUGAAAUCUGAUUUCCACACAGGUCGCCGCCCGCCACCGACGAAGAGCUACCAGAGACGGCACUCUUCGGCUGGCGCCAGCACCCGCGCCAGAAGACGCGCGUCCACGGGCGCCUCUCGCUGGAAAACCUGCGGGCCAUCAAGCUCGACGCGUUCCUGCGGUCUUACGCGCCACGGCGCGUCAUCGUCGUCUCCGUCGGCCGGACCCUCGAGGCCUGGGCCGCGGGGUUGCGGGCCCACGCGCGCGCGCCCGAGGCCGUCGAGGCCGUCGAGUGGCGGCCGUCGAAGCGCCAGCACGCCGAGGACUGCCCGCCCCAAAUUCUCUCGAAGGACUGCGUGCGGGCCUUCGCCUACGGCGACGCGAGGGCUAGGCAGCGCGUCCGCCUCCGCGUGCCCGACUGGGACGACGCGAGGGAUACGUUCGUCGCUUAAAUUGUAUUUAUGUGGUCCGCAGCGGCGGCGACACGAGGAUGAGCGCGUCGCCGCGGACAAAAAGCAUCUCGAUCUGCCGCUUCGACGUGCGGAUGAUCUCCUCCUCCGUCUCCUGGUCGACCUCCUGCGUCGUCACCGUCUCCUCGACGUCGCCGAGCACCAUGUUCAGGUGGUUAUCGUACGCGUGGAGCUUGCCCCGCAGUUCCCUAUCUCCCUGGCAUUUCACGUAGAUGCGCUCGUCGAUGGAAAGCCGGAUGAGGUCCAACGGUUCUCGGCACUCGCUGGACAUUUCUGCGCAGCGAUUUAUUGCUUUGGGUGCUUACUGCUGUUUGAGAUCGUGGCGCCUCUGCGUGCAGCGAGAGCUGACUGGUGGGUGCACUGCGGGGCUGGUAGGCGUGUCAGAACGAGUGAUGCGCAGCUAUGGCGCUGUUAAACUGCAAAAAACAGCACAGGCGCGGGCAGGGGAAAC
Molecule: messenger RNA, 1994 nt
Organism: Pelagomonas calceolata
Lineage: Eukaryota; Pelagophyceae; Pelagomonadales; Pelagomonadaceae
Source: the annotation of a GenBank genome assembly